Orycteropus afer afer is the source of this 1983-nucleotide messenger RNA. RefSeq names its product pyridine nucleotide-disulphide oxidoreductase domain 1 (gene PYROXD1). The record is from RefSeq and is a predicted model, not a curated record. NCBI's taxonomy places the organism in Eukaryota, Metazoa, Chordata, Mammalia, Tubulidentata, Orycteropodidae. Gene Ontology annotation, molecular function: flavin adenine dinucleotide binding; oxidoreductase activity.
UUCAGUAAACAAUAGAAGUUCAAGAACAUGGAGGCAGCGCGCCCUCCCCCGACGGCAGGGAAGUUCGUGGUGGUCGGAGGCGGCAUCGCGGGAGUCACCUGUGCGGAACAGUUGGCUAUUCACUGUCCAUCAGAAGAUAUUAUCCUGGUAACAGCUUCUCCUGUUAUUAAAGCAGUCACAAAUUUCAAGCAGGUUUCUAAAAUAUUAGAAGAAUUUGAUGUUGAAGAACAACCUCGCACCAUGUUAGAAAACCGCUUUCCCAACAUUAAGGUUAUAGAAUCUGGAGUAAAGCAACUGAAGAGUGAAGAGCAUUGCAUUUUAACAGAAGACGGCAACCAAUACAUAUAUAAGAAGCUCUGCCUGUGUGCUGGAGCUAAACCAAAAUUGAUAUGUGAAGGAAAUCCUUAUGUAUUAGGAAUUCGUGAUACAGACAGUGCUCAGGAAUUUCAGAAACAACUCACUAACGCUAAAAGAAUAAUGAUAAUAGGGAAUGGUGGUAUUGCACUUGAGUUAGUGUAUGAAAUUGAAGGCUGUGAAGUGAUUUGGGCCAUCAAAGAUAAAGCUAUUGGGAAUACUUUCUUCGAUGCAGGCGCAGCUGAAUUCUUGACUUCAAAGCUCAUUACUGAAAAAACAGAAGCUAAAGUUGCACAUAAAAGAACCAGAUAUACAACUGAAGGAAGGAAAAAGGAAUCAAAAACCAAAGCUCAGGCUAAUAAUGUAGGCAGUGCCUUGGGACCUGAUUGGCAUGAAGGCUUGAAUCUUAAAGGAACAAAAGAGUUUUCUCGUAAGAUUCACAUUGAAACCAAGUGUGAAGUAAAGAAAAUCUACCUUCAGGAAGAAUUUACAAUUUUGAAAAAAGAGUCCUUGACUUUUCCAAGAGACCAUCAUAGUAAGUUGGUUAAAACAGCUGAUAAAGAGAGGUGGCCAGUGUAUGUGGAAUUGACCAAUGAAAAGAUAUAUGGCUGUGAUUUCAUUGUUAGUGCUACAGGAGUAACACCAAAUAUAGAACCUUUUGUCCAUGACAACAAUUUUAAUCUAGGAGAAGACGGUGGCCUGAAAGUGGAUGAUCAUAUGCACACAUCACUUCCUGAUGUCUAUGCUGCAGGUGACAUCUGCACUGCAUCAUGGCAACUGAGCCCAGUCUGGCAGCAGAUGAGGCUGUGGACCCAGGCAAGACAAAUGGGGUGGUAUGCAGCAAAGUGCAUGGCUGCAGAUAGUUUAGAAGACUCUAUUGACAUGGAUUUCAGCUUUGAACUUUUUGCUCAUGUAACAAAAUUUUUUAACUAUAAGGUUGUACUAUUAGGAAAAUACAAUGCACAGGGCUUAGGUUCAGAUCAUGAAUUAAUGCUGAGAUGUACCAAAGGGCAAGAAUACAUCAAAGUCGUCAUGCAGAAUGGACGAAUGAUGGGAGCUGUCUUAAUUGGUGAAACUGAUUUGGAAGAAACCUUUGAAAACCUAAUUCUAAAUCAAAUGAAUCUUUCAUCAUAUGGAGAAGAUCUGCUAGAUCCAAAUAUUGAUAUAGAAGAUUAUUUUGACUGAAAAGGCAUUUCCAGAACUAAGACAAAGAAAUCUCAAGCCAAUAAACUGAGUGACUUUAUUGAUUUAGUGAUGAACACACUGAAGUUAAAAAUUCAGAAAUGAUAGUCAUUUUAGUGGACAGAUAUGGGGGAAAAAACAUGUUCUAAGGACAAAAUCAACUCAGAUAUUGAUAGGUAUGUUUCUCUAACAUAAAAUCGACUACUUAAAAUUGCUUAAGAAAUCUUAAAUUACUCAUUUCUGUGUUUAAACUUAGACAUAUUCAUUUGUGAUUUAGAUUUGGAACAAAUUCACCUAGGUGCUUAUGUGCUUAGCCAAAACAUGCUCUAGUAGACAACUAGAGUCAUUCUCUGAUGCAGAUUGUGAGAUGGCAAAAUAGGUCUGUGGUUUUAAUAAACUUACAGUUGUAUUCUACUCAAAGAGUAGUUGUAGCAAUACCUUAUUUGC